ACCGGCGCACCGCCUAAAGCAGCCAAUCCGAAAUAGCAACUGUACAUCUCCUUUUAAACGAAAUAUCAUCCAAGUAGUCCAAACACCAAACCGAUCAUAUGGUUGUUUUCUUUAAAUUGUUAUAAAAGGCUCAUCAGUCUGGAAAUAUCUUCAAUAGUCCAAGCUGUCGACAAUGUCAACCUCUUCCGGCAAAAGCGUUCCUCCUGAGAUCACCCAAGCAAUACUCCGCCGCUUACCGGUGAAAUCUCUGGGCCGCUUCAAGUCCGUUUCAAAGACAUGGAACUCACUCAUUUCCGAUCCCCAUUUCAUCAAAACCCACCUCCGUCAAACCAGAAAGUUGAUUGUCGGUUCCGGUACAUCUCUCUACUCUAUCGAUAUGAACCAACUCCUCCCAUAUCUCAACAUCAACACCAAUGACAUUCCCGUCACCGGAAAAGUACUAAACUUCCGGUCACCUCCGAUCCAGUGGGUAGAGAUCUUGGGAACCUGCAUGGGGCUCGUUUUAGCAAGAGACGACGAUGAUACGAUUUUCUUGAUGAAUCCGACCACACAAGUCCUAUGGAAACUCCCCGUUUCCCCUUUUGCACUCCCAGUUGAAGAUGAUAAGUUUUUGGGUAAGUGGCGUGCUAAGUUUUUUGUCAGGUAUGGAUUCGGUUAUGAUUCAGCCAAUGAUGAUUUUAAAGUAGUUUCUAUCUCGUUUUGGAACCCCGAAAGCGGGCUUGAUCCCGAAUGCACGGAUACGUUUGUACGCGUUUAUAGCUUGCGUAACAAUUCCUGGAGUAAAUUGCCUAAUUCUCGUUACGAUCACGGCACCUUUUACGCGGUCAGUGGGGCUCUCGUCAACCAGAAUUAUCACUGGUUGGUAAGCCGAUCGACCAUAGUUGGGUUUAGUUUCACUGAAGAAGAAUUCAGUGAAAUCAGAUUGCCCGGUUCGAUUGAGAAAGCCGGGUUUUUUGACGUGGUGGAUAUGAAUGGGAAGCUUGGUGUUUUUGUGGGUGUUGUUGAAGUGGGUUUUGAAUUAUGGGUGAUGGAGGAGUAUGGUGUUUCUGAGUCUUGGAGAUGCAUGGUUAGUUACAACGGAUUCGGAAGUCCUGUUAGGCCAGUGUGUUUGGUCGAAGGAAGCAAUCGGGAUAUUGUGUUUGAAGAUCUUGGUAGAGUUCUUGUCUAUAAUAUAGAUCAAAGAAGAUGCAGAAACGUGCGGAUGGUCGGUGGUCCAAGGCGAUUACCUGUUGGAUUGGGAGGUACGUGUUAUGUUGAAACUCUUGAAUCACCUAAGCCUCCCCAUGCCUUAUCGUCUAGGGACAUUGGUGCGUUUUCAAAUCUUUGCAAGUCCAAGUUGACCGGGUGGUAUUUAGGAGCAAAGAAAUUGCUAUCCAAAGAAUAGACUUAAGUGCAUCAUAACAACUUCACCUUUAAAUCUAUCUAGUAACUACUUUAUUAUAUUAUUAUGUUAACAACUAUAUAUGUAAGCCAGUGUAUUGGAAUUUUGUGAUGGAACCGCACUGACUGCGUUUGGUGUAGGGAUGACAAUGUGCGAUUUUGAGACGGGAUAUGGUAUUUUAAGUUUUUGACUCGGUUGUAAAAGGCAUAUAAUUAUAUUAGUAUAUUUCUACUAUAAAC
This is a messenger RNA of Helianthus annuus (common sunflower), 1620 nucleotides long. Its product is annotated as F-box/kelch-repeat protein At3g06240. Gene Ontology annotation, molecular function: protein binding. NCBI's taxonomy places the organism in Eukaryota, Viridiplantae, Streptophyta, Magnoliopsida, Asterales, Asteraceae. The record is from RefSeq and is a predicted model, not a curated record. The transcript has a single exon. The coding region runs from base 173 to 1384 and encodes 403 amino acids.